AUGCAAACUUUUGAUUACCUUUGUGAAGAAAUAUAUGACUUGUAUCAAGAAAUGCCAAUGGAAAAUGAUAAACUUGAAUCUGCUACUACAACAACUUGUGAAGAAGAAGCAAAUAUUGAUGACCUUCAACCAAGACAAAUUUCUGAAAAUAUUCCUAAAAUAGACAUGAAAAACAGUUACCAACCAGAUCUUAAGAGAUUUCUUCAGGUAGAAUAUCAAUGA
Funneliformis geosporum is the source of this 222-nucleotide messenger RNA. The record is from the annotation of a GenBank genome assembly. NCBI's taxonomy places the organism in Eukaryota, Fungi, Glomeromycota, Glomeromycetes, Glomerales, Glomeraceae.